CACGACAUCAUCGACGACCAGAGACAUGGACGCCUCGAGACCUCUUUCGGCGCUUACGACGCUGUAUCGCCGAGCGCCCGCGACAUGCGCGACGCUCUUUUCGCUCGCCGUGAGCUACCUCAUGACCGUGGCACGGCAAGACUAUCUGCUCUGGCGCUCCCUGGGUCCUGGUGGCUUUCUGCCAAGCUCCUUCAUGGGCUGGCUUGCCCAUACGCUCAUGCGGCCCCUCGCCAUGCCGACGGCCUCGGCAUCUGAUCCAGACUACCUCCCUCCGGACGACACUGCGUUCAAAGGACCACUGGCGGAUCUGCCGAAGCGCAAAGGGAAGAGGCCAUCGACCUUCGGUCUCGUGCCCCACCGCCAGAUCGAGGGCGAGCAGAACGAAGCUUUGACAGCGGACAUUGUCAAGCAUCUCGAGUCGCUGAGUCACCGGCAGAAUUUCACGCUGGCCCUCUCCUCGCUCGAGGCUUCCUCCUCUCCAGCCCUCUUUGUCACUGAGGACGGCACAGCGGCGGCGAAGGCUUCGCUCAGCCGACUCUACCUCUCUGGCCUGCCGGGACCUCGCCGGACGAUUGAUGGGAGGCCGAUUGUCGAGGGUUCUGCGGACAAGCACGAGUUCUGCCACGUUCACCACCACGAUGGCUCGCUGCACAUUGUCCUCUCGCCGCAAGAUGCCCGCGUCGCCGUCAAACAAGGCUGGGCAGAGCUUCACCGAUUGGCUGGCCUGCUGUAUAGGGGUCACUGGUUCCCACCCCAAUUCUUGCCAAAGAUGCUUCUGGCGCCCUUUGGCGGACCUAGUGCCGCUCGGUGGUCCUACCUCGCUGCGGCAAACGGGGAGCAGAAACAGAAGAUGCUGCCGCCCACCUACCUCAUAGUGUAUGCGCCCAGAGACAAGGACGAGACGGAGCAAGUCAAGCGCAUCAUCGAUGCCAGCGUUGCCUGGGCCACUGGACGGUAGGCCUUCUGGCUCUCCUCACUCUCUAUUGUCCCCUCAUGAUACCCCCUCUGGCAUGCCGGAAGACAAGCGUGUGCUGGUAAUGAUAAAUUGCAUUCAUAGUCCCCCAGCUCUC
Acaromyces ingoldii is the source of this 1070-nucleotide messenger RNA. RefSeq lists its product as hypothetical. The transcript is spliced from 2 exons. The coding region runs from base 26 to 958 and encodes 310 amino acids. The record is from RefSeq and is a predicted model, not a curated record. NCBI's taxonomy places the organism in Eukaryota, Fungi, Basidiomycota, Exobasidiomycetes, Exobasidiales, Cryptobasidiaceae.